AUGUCUCAGUCUAAGAUGAUCUCAGGUGGCUUCACCAGCACCGUCGAUAGCCAGAGGCCUGCCGACCCUAUGCAUUUGCUGUGCCAGAUGGUAGUUGAAACACAAUACGAAGAUCUGCCACCUGAGGUCAUUGAUCACGCCAAGUGCACCCUUCUGGAUGGAAUGGCCGUCACGAUUGGGGGCUCUGGCAUGGAAGGGAUACCAGCUAUCGUGGAAUUGGUCAAAGGAAAAGGCGGCAAGCCCCAGACGGUGCUGCCAUUCUACGGCGGUUGCGUACCGGCUGCUGAGGCAGCACUAGCUAUCGGACCUAUGCCACGAGCAAUGGACUGCGGUGAUCUCCAUGAAGAGGCAGGGCAUAUUAGCGAGUACGUGAUAGCGAGCUUGCUUGCAGCAACCGGAUUGCGACCGCAGAUCACAGGGAGAGACUUCCUCACUGCCCUGGUGGUUGGUCAGGAGGUCCUUGUUCGUAUUGGUACCGCCUAUAAAGUCAUCAGCAGCGCUAUCAAGGCCAACGACUGCGGUGGACACUACAUCUUUGGUGCAGUGGCAGCUGUCGGAAAACUACUCCGCCUCUCUCCUGAACAAUUAGAGAACGCCCAAGGGAUAGCACGGACUAUGACCCAGCCUCAUACGAUGGGAAUCUACGCACCGGCGACAUUGAUGGUACGCGUUCACCAUGGCUUGGUCUGCCAGUCCGCGAUCACAGCUUGUCUAUUGGCUGAGCGCGGAAUUACUGGGCCACGACAGGAGGUCUUGACAGGUGCCAACGGAUUCCUCCAGACGGCACGCUGGGAGACCGACCCAGAAGCAUUGGUUAGGAAUCUAGGGAAGCAGUGGGAGAUGACACAGAUUAUCAGCAAGGGCUACAGUGCUUGUUACUUCUCACACUCUUCGAUUGAUGGGAUUUUGCAACAAAUGCGCACGAACAAUUUUGCCGUCAAUGACAUUGCAAACAUCCACAUUGAUGUGUCUCCAUCGGGAUGGAAGGCAGUAUGUGAACCAGUGGAUCAGAAGUGGAAGCCUAAGACAGUGCACGAAUGCCAGUUCAGCCUGCCCUACGCAGUAGCAACCGCUGCAGUAGACGAAGUUGUCUUUGCUCAAUCCUAUUCAGAACAAGCUCGUCAACGUCCUCAAAUCCAUGACUUGAUCUCGCGUAUCGAUGCUGCUGAGGACCCAUCCAUUUCUGACUGGGGAGCCCGGAUAACGACUACACUACAUGAUGGGCAGAGAAUCACCACCGAACACGUGUAUGUCAAGGGCCAUCCUAAGAAUCCAUUCGGAAGGCAAGACUUUGUGGAAAAGUUUCUUCGAUGUGUACCCUUUUCGGCGUUGCCUCUGGAGCAGAAGGUAGCUGAAAACAUGAUUAAAAACAUUUUCGCCUUGGAUGAGGUCGAAGACGUGGUCAAGGUAUUGCUAAUGCCCUUGACACCAGAUUAUAAUUCUAAGACCGUCUAA
This is a messenger RNA of Penicillium odoratum, 1455 nucleotides long. RefSeq names its product MmgE/PrpD family protein. Gene Ontology annotation, molecular function: lyase activity. NCBI's taxonomy places the organism in Eukaryota, Fungi, Ascomycota, Eurotiomycetes, Eurotiales, Aspergillaceae. The transcript has a single exon. Bases 1 to 1455 code for a protein of 484 amino acids. The record is from RefSeq and is a predicted model, not a curated record.